This is a messenger RNA of Podarcis raffonei (Aeolian wall lizard), 3330 nucleotides long. RefSeq names its product myocardial zonula adherens protein (gene MYZAP). Gene Ontology annotation, cellular component: RNA polymerase II, holoenzyme; nuclear envelope; intracellular anatomical structure. Lineage: Eukaryota; Metazoa; Chordata; Lepidosauria; Squamata; Lacertidae. The record is from RefSeq and is a predicted model, not a curated record. Gene Ontology annotation, biological process: maintenance of ER location; intracellular signal transduction. The coding region runs from base 176 to 1672 and encodes 498 amino acids. The transcript is spliced from 13 exons.
GCGGGCGGGCUGGAGGCGGGGAAGAGGCUGGCCGGGCCGGGCGGCUGCCCGCCCCGCCCGCCGGGUCAGGAGGAGGCUGUCAGUGGCCCGUGGCCAUUGCGGGAGGGAGGCGGCGCGGGGCGUGUGCGGCGGCGGAGAGAGGAGCGGAGCGAGGCACAACUCCAAGGCGGCCGAGAUGUUGCGCUACAGCUCGGGCUUGACCCUCACCACCACCACGCCGAAGAAGCCCGACGGCCAGGGCGGCCCUGCUCAGAGAAAGGCAAACGUGUGUCGGCUACGCUUGACCUUGCCCCCCGAAGAAAACUCGCUUUCUCAGGAAAUUAAAAAUAAGACUGAAAGGACAAAAAAGCAACUCUACCAGGUUCCCAAUGGAUUGUCUGCAGGGAACUUAUCGCACGGUGUGGUGUAUGGUGUGGUGCGUAGAUCUGAUGAUAAUCAUAACAAAGAAAUGGUGGUUUAUGGAUGGUCAACUCAACAGCUGAAAGAAGAAAUGAAAUAUAUAAGAGAUGUGAGAUUAACAUUGGAAAAAGUAAGAAAGAAAAUGUAUGGCGAAUAUGAUGAAAUGAAACGCAAAAUCCAAGAGCUUACAAAUGAACUGGCAGUAUCAAGUGCUCAACAAGAAUCAUUGGACAAUCACAUAGAAGUGCACUCUGCAGCUCUGAAUAGCUUCAGUGAAAUGAAUAACUCGUUGACCUCAGCCUCAAUUGAGUUGCAGAAAACUUUAGUUGAUGUUACUUUGGAGAAUACAGUUAUACGAGACCAAAUAAAAAAUCUGAAACAAACACAUGAACAGUCUAUGGAAAAACUGAAGGAAAAGCAGAAACAGCUGGAAACUGCCAGAGUUGAAAACGAGGUGCUCAAACUCAAGGUAGAAUGUUCACAGGAAGCAAAUGCAGAAGUAAUGAGAGAGAUGACCAGAAAACUAUACAGUCAAUAUGAAGAGAAGCUACGAGAAGAAGAACAAAAACAUAAACUUGAGAAAGAAACUCUAAUAUCUGAAACAAAUAGACUACUUACAGCCAUUGAAGAUGCAAAUAAGAAGAUGAGACUUACCGAGAUGAGUUUACAAGAAAAAGACCAAAGAAUUGGCGAGCUGGAUCAGUUUAUUUUGCGCAUGGAAGAUGAACGCCAUCAACUGCAAAAGCAACUCAUAGAAUAUGAAAUACAACUUAACGGAGCAAACCUUCACAGUCAGUCAGGCAGACAAAGGUCACAUCAGUUAGAGGAGGUUACAGCUAGUCUGCGAGAACGAAUCAAACAUCUGGAUGACAUGGUUCUUUGCCAACAGAAGAAAGUCAAGCACAUGGUUGAGGAAAUUGAGCUGCAAAAGCGAAAGAUGAAGCAAAAGGAACUGUUUAUAUUACAACUUUUAGAAAAAAUAUCAUUCCUUGAAGGAGAGAAUAAAGAAUUACAAGACCGUUUGGAUUACUUGAUGGAGUCACAGUCAAAGACUGAUGUAGAAACCAGAGAUGUUGGAGUAGGAUGUGACCUUCCACUGAGCACUGAGAACAGCGGCACAUCUUCCGAGACAUCAAAGCCUGCCAGGACAUACACUCCAUUCAAGAGAGUCUUGGAGUAUUCGUCAAAGCGCAGCACAACUGCCAUCAUUCCAGGCCCAGGAACUCCUCACACAUGUUCCAGCGUCUUGAAACUCUGCAGCUUGAAGGACUGAUGAGGCAGAGAAGCCUUUCAGACACUUUGUUCAUGAAGCUGCCCUGUAUUUAUUUGCAAGGGAACCAAAGGUGAGCAAAACCUCUGCCCCUGUUCCUUUUUUAGAGGAAGGAGUAUGCAAAGUCACCUGCCACAUUUUGAGCACACCUGAAGGAGAGGCUGCUGGACAGCAAUCCUAACUGCACAUGGAAACUCAUUUCUCAUUUGAACUUUAAUCUAAUUCUACUUCACAGAAGUGCCAUUUUCUUUACUUGAAAAGGGCAUUAAUUUCAAUGUUACCCUUUUCCUUUUUGGAAAAGUGGUAGUUACAGCCAAAGAUAUAUUGGCAGUUUGCUUGGGGAGGAAGUCUCUGCUUUUUCUAGCUCUUUAAGAUGCUGAUUCUGAAAACACUGAAUGGGACCACGGCGCUCCUGAAGAGGGAGGCAGGGACCACCACCAAGGAAGCGUGCCAGGGGUGCUCUUGUGAGCUUUGUGGAAAGGAAUGAAAUUUGUUGGGUUUCUGCAACAAGGCACGUAGCUCUCUAAUCUGUUAACUACCAAGUUUAUUUCUGAGAUCCACAGUUUCUUUUCAAAGGGACUUUUUCAGUCUUUCAUACCCACCUCUCAUCUGUCUCCAGGAAAUAUAGCAUUGGUUCUUCAUGUAUAUUAAUACCUGGAAAUACUUACGUGUCUAUUUAUAUCCUUCCUGUUUAACAAAGCCUAUUAUUUUGUAUAUUGGAAAUCCCUGAAUGCUGUUCCACUGAAAUAUGGUUAAAAAUCCUUUGUACUGAAGCUUAAGCCACAUUUGACUAACUCACUGUACAUGCAUUUUUAUAAUGUGCUAUGUUGUAUUUUAAUGUCAUUUAACAUCAGUGCUGGAGGGGCUAGCUAUUCCUCAAGGGAUACACAAUGUGUAAGAGUUAACAGGAGAAAUGUUGAUUUAAAAUGAUUGGCACCAUGCUUUUAAAGACUCUGGCCCAUUGUCACUGUGUUUCACAUUUGACUAUACUCUUUCAACAGAGCUCUUGUUAUUUUCAUGUAUGUGCACUACUUAAUUAGUAAAUAGAAAAGAACACUGUAUAGGAAGUCUGAGGCCAUAUGAGUCACUUGGAUAACUCUGCAACAAGAGAACUAUUUGCUUAGGAUACCAUCCAGCCACCUCAGUUCCUUCCCACUUGGCUCUAGUGUGCCUGCUUGAAUAAAUACUUUUUACAAAUUGUACCAAAGGCAACAUAUUCUACAUUUACAAAUGGAGGGAAAACCUAAAUAUGAAGUAUAUAUUCCCUGUGAUGUUAUAUAUUCCAUUUAUAUUGUUAUGAAAUUGUUACUGUGGGUGGGACUAUCAUGCCUUUGCCCUUGGCUUCCCAAGGCAAUUCGUGGUCAGAGUCUGGGAUUUGAUGAAGUAAUGUUAAUGGUUUCCAGCGUGAGUGAAUGCCUAGGAAGUAGUUUGAGAUUGUUCUGGAAGGUUCUGAAUGGAGAGAGAGACAUCAGAGAUUGAGGAAGAAGAGUGGCGUUCUUGUUGCGGUCAUGGGGAGGAGGCUGAAGUCUCUGAGUGAAGCAAACUGCAACAGAAGGAGAGAGCGCAGCGCUGAGGGAGCUGAAACGUUGAAAGCACCUGGGUGUGCCUCUUUCUGGAGAUUUGAUUUAUUGCCAUUUGUAAAUAAAUCUGAUAAUACAAAA